AUGUCCCCGUCGGCACGGCUCCUGGCCAUCGGGGACCAGCUGAAGGACGGCGAGGAGAAGGUGAUCGCGCCCCCGCCUGGCGUCCGGGACGACCCGCAGUCUCCGCGUCGUGCGAGGCUGACGGUUGCGGAGGAGCCGAGCUCGCGGCGCUCGAGAAGCAGGUCACGAAGGCGACAGCGACAGCCUCCCGAGAGCUGGAUGGGCGCCUGCCCCAACCACAUGGCGCCGAGCCCAGUCAUCGGGCGGAAGGCGGCGGAGAAGGACAAGCAGCCCAAGAAGGACAGGAAGGAAACGGACAAGGAAGGUCAGCUGAAAAGCGACAGCGAUGAGGAGGAUGGCGACAUCGACGAGCUCCGCGAAUGGUACGAGGACGGCGACGGCAAGGGCUCCGCGCACCAGGCGGAGACGGGCAAGGACAAGGUGGGAGUUCUGAGCACCUUCGGUAUUCAGGACGGUAGCUACUUCAUCGGAGUGCGUAUGGGCAUGAAGGUGCUCAAGCCGAUUGGCUUCGUGGGCCACAGGCUGUCCCUGACGAGUGGCAUCGAGCUGACGUUGGACACGGUGAAGGGCGUCGAG
Messenger RNA from Prorocentrum cordatum, 576 nucleotides. The record is from the annotation of a GenBank genome assembly. NCBI's taxonomy places the organism in Eukaryota, Dinophyceae, Prorocentrales, Prorocentraceae.